ACCUGCCCAUGUGACCUAGGAGUGUCAUGUGACUCAUUCACUGGACAUUGCCAGCAAGGUCCCCAAGCAAAUGCAGGAAGUUUCUGGACGGAUUUCUCUAUCAGUGAGAUGGCUGCCAUCGCACUUGGAGCAGCACUUAUCGUCGUCAUGGUGAUAGGUGGCGCUCUACUCAUUCGAUCCUGCUGCAAACAUCGAUCUUCUCAAAUGUUAACAUUGACCCGCCUUCCGUCUGAUGAACCGUGUAGAUACACUGUUGAUUCCGACCACGUGCCUGCCGCCACGGCUGUCACAGCUACGAAGCGUCACUCAGCCGUGUUCCUGACCUCUGAUGGAGAUGCUAGCAUAUAUUGGAACCAGAGGGCAAGUCAUUUCGAACGACAGCUUCCAACCAUCCCCGGAGAGGGACGUCUUCUUCGACCAGCCAGCGCGCAACCUCUGAUGAGGAAACAUUACGAACGGCGCUCCCUGCGGACUGAACGCGCUCCACGUUGCGUGUCGGUGGCGUGCGGAGAGAAACUAGAAUACCAUCGAGAGACCACACCCGACAAGACAAAAUUACCAGUUCGACCUCCAAAUGUCGGGAGAUUGAGCGGCAGUGAGGGGAAUUUAUGUUUGCCAAUGCGGCAAGAGAAUUACGGAUGUACAGCUAGUGCAAGCAUCCCAGACUACAGUAGACACAGUCGUGUCGCUAAGAGAAACGGCAACUAUGAUCACCUGACAAGACCUGUCAGUUGGGUCUCGCGUUGUUCACGUGAUUCAUCACCUGAGCCAUCACCUGAUGGUUAUCAUCGCCUCGAAACUCCGCCAACAUUACGUGUGAAGCGAGGAGACACAAACAAGGACAGACCGGGGUCGUCGUCCAACGAUCUCGACUUCCAUUCUCUUCAUGAAUACGAUCAUGCACCGAAGCUGCCGCCGAUGAAGAGAGGGCACUUGGAGAAGACGGACAGCGCACCGCUGACUGAGAAUAAUUACGAGGAGCCACUCAAAGUAUUGCGAGAAUCUAAGCGCGAGAGUCUAGAGCGUGAUGACGACGGUAGAAAGAGGACAAGAGAGAUUGAAUCUGAAUUCCGAAGAAAAGACUCCGAGACGUCGGGUGAAAAUAUGUACGAAGUUUUGACUGCACCAUGAAGGAUCCAAUCAGAGUGUUAUUCCCGGUGCACACGAGGCGUCAGUGCGAUUGCGCCAUUACCUGCGCUGCUCAAGCCAUUGAAGAAAAUCAACCGUACGACAGUAAUUCAAAGCAGUAUUGCACUUUUCAAUUCACUUGUUGCGCGAUUUCACUCCACUCGCACAUGACGUGUCAAAGACCGUCUUGGUAACAGACCUGGGACCGUCAAAGACCGUCUUGGUAACGGACCUGGGACCGUCAAAGACCGUCUUGGUAACGGACCUGGGACCGUCAAAGACCGUCUUGGUAACGGACCUGGAACCGUCAAAGACCGUCUCGGUAACGGACCUGGGACCUCCAAAGACCGUCUCGGUAACGGACCUGGGACCGUCAAAGACCGUCCUGGAAACAGACUUGGGACCGUCAAAGACCGUCUUGGUAACGGACCUGGGACCGUCAAAGGCCGUCUUGGUAACGGACCUGGGACCGUCAAAGACCGUCUCGGUAAUGGACCUGGGACCAUCAAAGGCCGUCUUGGUAAGGGACCUGGGACCCAGUCCUAGGUCGAUGAAAUGACACUUCGUGUACAAUGGCAUUACACGAUCCUUAUCGGCUAUCACCACAGUAUUACAUAAAAGCCUUUGCCCUGUUAUUGAAUCUUAUGUUACCAAAUAGAUCUUAUAAUAUGUAACUAAUUUUGUACAUAUAAAAAGGUCAGCAAUUUAUGUUGAACACAAAAGUGUAGAUGUUGAGAUUCGACAUCCGAUUGUUUUGACGAGAUCACUGAUUAAUCAUCCAAGUACCAUACGUUUCAGUUUCUCGUAAUCGUUCAUUUAUUGUCCCGCUACAAGUUCAUGCUGAAAUACACCACACGAUCAACAUGAAUCAAUCAUUGUUUGGUUAACAGUUUGUAUAGUUUCAAAUAGUUCGGUUGAUAAUGAAUAGAAUUACUUCAAUUAGUCUAGAUGUUUAGAAGAUGACCAACUACAAUUAAUAUAAAAUAUUUAUAUAAUAUUUCAAAAGGGGUACAGUUCGUUCUUAUGAAAUUUGGUGUACAUUGUACCCCCCCCCCCCC
Strongylocentrotus purpuratus (purple sea urchin) is the source of this 2186-nucleotide messenger RNA. RefSeq lists its product as uncharacterized. The record is from RefSeq and is a predicted model, not a curated record. Lineage: Eukaryota; Metazoa; Echinodermata; Echinoidea; Camarodonta; Strongylocentrotidae. The transcript is spliced from 4 exons. Bases 109 to 1131 code for a protein of 340 amino acids.